Caenorhabditis bovis is the source of this 516-nucleotide messenger RNA. NCBI's taxonomy places the organism in Eukaryota, Metazoa, Nematoda, Chromadorea, Rhabditida, Rhabditidae. The record is from the annotation of a GenBank genome assembly.
AUGGAAUCGUCGCAUGUGCUCGUCAUCGCACCGCUCGCCGUCUUCGCCCUAUUCUUCAUGGCCAUUUUAUUGUUCCGAUCGAUUUAUCUAAUGAGUCAGAAAACCACCAGCCGACUACCGAUGCGGCAUGGCGGAUUGCGAUCGAUGGGCACGAUAUCAAUGACCGAUUCGUCGGUGGAGCUCGGUUGCAACGUGUCGUCACGAGCUCCGACGCCGAUGAGUCAACCGGCGACGUCGCGCGUCGCCAACGUCAAUCCGCCUAGCUAUUAUUCCGAUGUUCGUCCGAAUGACUCGUAUCCGAUUCAUGUGCCGCAAUACACAUCGCCGAUGAUGUCGCUUCGAGACCCGAGGCAAUUCCAGGGUCUUCCGGGUCUCGCCGCGCCGCCGCCGUACCCGCCGCCGCCAAGCUAUAGUCAAAUUCACAAUUUUCCCGAGCUGCCAUCAGCUCCGCACGCCGUCGUCGACGCCUCGCAACAACCGCGAUUGAGCAAAUCGCCGGUGACGCCGGUCGAGUAG